CCAAGGCGCUUCCCCUAGUGGUACUUUGCCGUUAGGCCAUUGUGCUUCUGGGGGUGGAGACUGGGCGUGACUGAGAGGUCACACUGAAGUUCCGGCGCUGAAGCGCCUGGGAGAGGAAAAGAAGCGCUUGCAGACAUUCCGAGGCUGUGAGGCGGCUGGGGUUUUUCUGUGUAAGGGGGCUCGGCUGACGUGAGACGUGUAAGCCAUGUCAGACUGGGUAUCAUACUACAAACAUGAAGAGGGCGAAGAAGAGGAGGAUCAAGAUGGAGAAGUUGAAGCCAUUGGAGAAUAUAAAUAUGCAGGUCGGGACACCUUGGUUUUCUUGGUGGAUGCUUCAAGAGCCAUGUUUGACUCCUAUGAUGAUGAUGAUGAUGAUGACUUGGCUCCUUUUGAUAUGACAAUCCAGUGUAUUCAGAACGUGUACACAAACAAGAUCAUCAGUCAUGACAGGGACCUUGUUGGUGUAGUAUUUUAUGGCACUGAGCAGUACAAGAAUUCCGUGGACUUUAAGCACAUUUAUGUCCUUCAGGAUUUGGACAAUCCAGGGGCAAAACGAGUGUUAGAACUAGGCAAAUACAAAGGAGAACAAGGAAAAGCGCUCUUCCGCAAGUCAUUUGGCCAUAGUACUGAUUACUCUUUGGGUGAAGCACUCUGGGUUUGCUCCAAUCUCUUCAGUGAAGUCCGCCUUAAGAUGAGCCACAAGAGGGUCAUGCUGUUCACCAACGAUGACGAUCCUCAUGGUAACGACAGUGUCAAAGCCAAGUUUGCUCGGACUAAAGCUGCUGAUCUUCGAGAGACAGGUAUUUACCUCGAUUUAAUGCACCUGAAGAAGCCUGGGGGGUUUGAUAUUGCCUUGUUCUACAGGGAUAUCAUUUAUACUGCAGAAGAUGAGGACUUAGGAGUGCAGUUUGGUGAAUCCAGCAAGUUAGAAGACCUAAUGAAGAAAGUAAGAGCAAAGGAGACCAGAAAGCGAGCUUUGGCUAGGCUGAACUUCUACUUGGGAAAAGAUAUGGCUCUUGCUGUUGGCAUUUACAACCUGGUCCAGAAAGCUUUCAAACAGCCUCCAAUAAAACUUUACAGGGAAACUAAUGAGCCAGUGAAAACAAAAACCCGAACCUUUAAUCGAGAGACAGGUAGUUUACUUCUCCCUAGUGACACCAAGAGGGCUCAGACAUAUGGCAAUCGUCAGAUAGUGUUUGAAAAAGACGAGACAGAAGAAGUAAAGAACUUUGGUUCGCCAGGCUUAUUUCUGAUUGGCUUCAAACCCUUGGUAAUGCUGAAACGACAUCACCACAUCAGGCCUGCCCAGUUCAUCUAUCCUGAGGAGUCCUUGAUCAGUGGAAGCACAACGUUAUUUAAUGCUUUGCUAAUCAAGUGUCUAGAGAAAGAAGUAAUGGCUGUCUGCAGGUACAUCCCCCGUCGCAAUACCCCUCCCAGGUUCGUAGUCCUGGUUCCUCAAGAAGAAGUCCUGGAUGAGCAGAAUGUGCAGACAGCUCCCCCAGGUUUUCAUGUGAUUUUCCUACCCUAUGCAGAUGACAAAAGGAACAUUGACUUUACUGAAAAAGUCCCAGCUAAUCAAGAACAGGUGGACAAAAUGAAGGAAAUUGUCCAGAAGCUUCGGUUCAAGUACAGGAGUGACAGCUUUGAGAACCCAGUUCUCCAGCAGCACUAUAUGAACUUGGAGGCCUUGGCCCUUGACCUGAUGGAGCCUGAGAAGGCUGAGGAUCUGACAGUGCCUAAGACUGAGGCAAUAGACUGCAGGGUAGGUAACCUUGUGGAGGAAUUCAAGCAGCUGGUUUAUCCACCUGAUUAUAAUCCUGAAGGGAAAGCUACAAAGCGCAAACAAGGAGAUGGCUCGGAACAAUUGGAAAAGAAAGCAAAGAUCGAAAUCUCUGAAGAGGAGCUAAAGAAUCAUAUUAGAAAAGGCACUUUGGGGAAGCUCACUGUACCACUUCUGAAGGAUGUGUGCAAGAUCUAUGGGCUGAAGGGAGGAGGGAAGAAGCAAGAACUUCUAGAUUUAAUCACUGAACGCUUCAGUAGCCACUAAGAACUGAGGCCUAUAUAGAACUUCAGAUGUUUCCUUUCUUCACCCAGUUUCAAAUGUAUGAUAUAGAAUACAAUGGAACGUCUAGCUGUCUACUUGGGUUCAUGUGGCAGUUCUGGCUCUUGUCUUAAAAUGAACAUUUGUAUGCCCUUUUUUGUGUCUGAAUAAAUCAGUAUGUUUUGUAAUGCUGUGUUCAGUUGAUUCCUGGUUGCAAUUUUGUACUUAAAACAUGAUAAUGUGUAUCAUAGAAAAACUUAGACUGCAUGUAAGGGGGAUGUACAACUGUUAGGGCCUUACCUUUUAACCUUCCAGUUAAUUGUCAUUAACAUUGCUGAAUGCAAGACAGACAAGUCAAUUCUGUUCUGCCAUUCAAACAAUAUUAACUCAUAAAAGAAGAGUUAUACACAGCUCCUGAAAGUGAAGUACUUAAGUAAGCUACUAAAUGUGAUUUUUUUAAAAACCCUAUAUUAAAACAAAGCCCCACCCCCAAUCAUAGGAUUCACAACAGAAAAUCCU
Gekko japonicus is the source of this 2560-nucleotide messenger RNA. It is a transcript of the gene XRCC6, whose product is annotated as X-ray repair complementing defective repair in Chinese hamster cells 6. The coding region runs from base 206 to 2047 and encodes 613 amino acids. The record is from RefSeq and is a predicted model, not a curated record. Gene Ontology annotation, cellular component: nucleus; Ku70:Ku80 complex. NCBI's taxonomy places the organism in Eukaryota, Metazoa, Chordata, Lepidosauria, Squamata, Gekkonidae. Gene Ontology annotation, biological process: cellular response to X-ray; telomere maintenance; double-strand break repair via nonhomologous end joining. Gene Ontology annotation, molecular function: double-stranded DNA binding; telomeric repeat DNA binding; damaged DNA binding. The transcript is spliced from 13 exons.